UCAUGUAAUCAUAUGCUUCUGGUCCUAAUAUAUGUCCCUACACACAACCACACAGAGCGAGAGGGCAGAGUUGUAUUGUAAGCUAGUAGCAGAGAGCGCCAGUGAGCAAAGGCAGAGUGAGUAAGCUUUCUCCGCGACUCCUUCGGCUCAGCUCAAGGGGGAGAGAGUUCUUUUCUUUCGUCCCCGCCGAUAACAACUCUCUCUCUCUCUCUCUCUCUCUCUCUCAGCACCAGUCCCACUCACCCACCACUCGCCUUUUGCUCUCCCCCCUCCUCUUUUUCGACUCUCUUCUCCUUUCUUCUCUUCUUUGUACUCUUUCUGUCUCCUUCUCUCUUAAAAUAUUCUUACUUCUCGUAGUCUUCGCUGCACCCCUCAUCUCAUUUCCUCAUCUUUUCAUCAUCUUUCUGUGCUUGUUCCCUGCCGACCUUCCGUCGUCAUAUUCUUUUGCCAUAUUACAUAUUCCCUCGUUAUGCCUUCUGCUUUUGGGUUGUGUUUUCCGGUGAAUCAGAACCAAUUCCGGAGCAAGAAGCAGGAGAAAUCUGCGUGAAUACCCGAGAACCCAGCUCCAGGGUCAAGAGUUGACACCAAAAGAAAAAAAAAAAAAGACUAACCAGAGAGAGAAAGAUGACUUUGUAGAGGUGUUUGACAGUUUGUUUGUGAAAAGGGAGUUGAAACCGGGGAAAAAGAGGAGUUAGAAAGCUAAGCAGACAUCGAACUUCGAACUUCGAAGGGCGGGCGAGCGAAGAAAUAUUGGAGCUGAAGCUUAGAUAAAAGAAAAAAGAAAGGCGUUUGACCGAAGAAAUCGAGGCGGGUGAAGACUUGGUUUAUUCCUCCGAAGAUCCAAACUUUACAGUGAAACGAAGAAACCUUUAUCAAAUUCAAGCAAGAUCUGCUUCGGAAAAAAGUGAAGAGCAACUAAAUUCUCCUCUUACUUCACGUUCACGUGAUCCCAUCUACAAACCAGCUGCGGUACUCCCUCGAACCCCGAAAAAUCGUCCUGUUUUCAUUUUGGAACAACCCCGAAAUCUCGUCGUCGGUUUGGGUUCCGGCCGGCGAGCAAGGCUCAAUCCCUCAGGCUUCCAGCUUAGCUCUGAGCGAACUCCAGAAGAUUGAAAGAAGAUUUUCUUUGAUUCGAUCUCUAAAUCAAAUCUCUGAAGCCUGGCGAGAAACCUUGAAUUGCAUUCAUCAAAACAUAAUAUACAUACCAAGAAGGCUGCAUAUCCAGAGUAUAGAGUCUCUGAAGGUGGAAUUGCACCAUUUCUCUGUUGAAGUACAGCUUUGCUCCUGCCGCUUCACCGUCAUUGGUUGCCGAGCUGAGAUUUUGCACCUGUAACACAAAGCACCAAAAGAAGGCAGCAAAGAACAAAAAAGAGAGAAAAAGAAAGAGUUCGAACAGAAUAUUUGUAUAAGACUUACUACUGUGAUCGAUGGCAUCGUCGUCUAGUUCUCCCUGUGCCGCGUGUAAAUUUCUCCGGCGUAAAUGCCAUCCGGAGUGUGUGUUUGCACCGUACUUCCCACCGGACCAGCCACAGAAAUUUGCAAACGUACACAAGGUGUUCGGUGCAAGCAACGUAACGAAGCUGCUAAAUGAACUGCACCCACACCAGCGCGAGGACGCUGUGAAUUCACUGGCUUAUGAGGCCGACAUGCGCUUACGAGACCCCGUUUAUGGCUGCGUCGGUGUCAUCUCACUGCUCCAGCACCAACUCCGCCAGCUCCAGAUGGACCUUAGCUGUGCCAAGUCCGAGCUCUCCAAGUACCAGAACGUUGGCAUCACAAGCCAUGGCCUUAUCGCUGCCGCGGCUGCCGCUGCGGCCGCUAGCACCCACAACCACCCCCAGAUUGGGAUUGGGCUUCUGGGUGGUGGCCGCGACCACCACCAUCAUCACCAGUUCUUUACUAGGGAUCAACAGCAAAUGAUCCGGGCUUUUGAUGCUAACAGUGCCUAUGAUGCAAGCCUCGUCGCCAUGAACGUAUCAGCAAGCCUCGGCCAGUUGGGUCAGUUCCAGCAGGCUAGAGCCGCAGGUGGUGACGAUCUCCGGAGCAUUGGACCCUCUUAGGGUUACCUCUCUAUGGAUCAUAUACUUACCCCAGUUCAUCUUACUGGUCUGAAAGAAUGAUUUUGAGAGAGAGAGAGAGAGAGAGAUGAAAUGCAUCAAAGAAAUAUGGGUUGAUAUGAAUAGUUUCCAUAUAUACAUUUCUUGGUUUUCUAAAUUUCUCUCUUUCGUUGUUUCCAUCUUCUUUUCUAUCACCUCUCUUUCUUCCGAGACUGUACUCUUGCUGCGAACUAAAGUAACAGUAACAAAGAUUUGUAGGACCUCCUCGAACAUGCGCCGUGCGCACUAGUUGUUGUUGUUUUUCUUUCUUUAUUUGUUUUCUCCACUUGCUUUACAGAGUUGAAUGGAUGGAUCACUAUCGGUAUAAGCCAUGGUUGCACCUUAGUUCCAUAUUUACAUCCUAACAUUCACUAUGUACUAUGUUU
This is a messenger RNA of Nelumbo nucifera (sacred lotus), 2482 nucleotides long. The record is from RefSeq and is a predicted model, not a curated record. NCBI's taxonomy places the organism in Eukaryota, Viridiplantae, Streptophyta, Magnoliopsida, Proteales, Nelumbonaceae.